CUCUCUCUCCUGUUGUCAACACAACUCUGUUCUGACGUCAGACUCACGCACUCAACGCUUUCCUUCUUCAACUCCGUCUCGCUCUCCUUCUUCUUCUGUAGUUUUGCUUUAAAAAUAUUUUUAUAUAAAUAUCCAAAGCAGGGCAGGCAGACAGAUAGAUACAGAGAGAGAAGAGGGUGGAGAAAAAAAUAUCUUUUUUAUUUGAUCAAUUAGUAACUUAAAACCGGCAAAUUACCCUGUGAUUCUCCGAUUUCCUGUUCAGUUUUGCACCGACUCUCCUCGCUUUCUCGCCAGCCAAAUACUCCUCCCGCCCUUAGGGUUUGUUUGGGACGAUGGACUCCGAGGACGAUAUGCACGACGCCAACGACGUCGAGUCCAUGGAUGACGACGAGGGCUUUUACAGCGACGAGAUGGGCAUGGACUACUACGGCAGCGACGACGACGUCGAUGUCGAUUUCGGCGAGGAUAAUGAGGGAAUCAAGAGGAUCGAGGCUAGUCGAGCUGAGAAUAAUUUUAUCAUCUUGAAGGAAUCAGAUAUAAAGCAGCGUCAGGAAGAAGAUAUUACAAGUGUAUCUACUGUGCUUUCCAUAUCAAGAGCUGCUUCAAGCAUUUUACUUCGUUACUAUAAUUGGAGUGUUAGUGAAGUGCAUGAAGCAUGGUUUGCUGAUGAAGAUAAAGUGCGAAAAACUUUUGGCUUGUUAAAAAAGCCAGUGAUUCAGCUCCCCAGCUCAAGAGAACUUACCUGUGGGAUCUGUUUUGAAGCCUUUCACCGCGGUAGCAUCAGAUCAGCUGCUUGUGGUCAUCCUUUCUGUUGUGCAUGCUGGGAAGGCUACAUUAGAACAUCCAUUAGCGAUGGUCCUGGAUGUUUAAUACUGAGAUGUCCUGAUCCAUCUUGUGGUGCUGCUGUCGGUCAAGACAUGAUCACUAUGUUGGUCUCUGAUGAAGAUAACCGGAAGUACUCUCAGUACCUUCUUCGGUCUUAUAUAGAAGACAACAAGAAGACCAAGUGGUGUCCUGCUCCGGGUUGUGAAUAUGCUGUUAAUUUUGUUGGUGAUGAUGAAAAUUAUGAUGUUUCUUGCCUCUGCUCCUACGGCUUUUGCUGGAAUUGUACGGAGGAAGCUCAUCGUCCUGUGGACUGUAGCACUGUGUCAAAAUGGAUUAUGAAGAACAGUGCUGAGUCUGAAAACAUGAACUGGAUACUAGCGAAUUCCAAGCCAUGUCCAAAGUGUAAGCGACCUAUUGAAAAAAACCAAGGGUGCAUGCACAUGACGUGCACACCACCUUGCAAAUUUGAAUUUUGCUGGCUGUGCCUUGGUGCAUGGUCAGAUCAUGGUGAGAGGACAGGUGGUUUCUAUGCUUGUAACCGCUAUGAAGCAGCUAAGCAAGAGGGAGUUUAUGAUGAAACUGAGAGAAGAAGAGAAAUGGCAAAGAAUUCUCUGGAGAGAUACACUCAUUAUUAUGAACGUUGGGCUAGCAAUCAAUUGUCGAGGCAAAAAGCUCUUGCAGAUUUGCAUCAAAUGCGUACUGUGCAUAUGGAGAAGCUUAGUGACAUACAGCGCGAACCUGAGUCUCAGCUCAAGUUCAUAACUGAUGCCUGGCAGCAGAUUGUUGAGUGUAGGAGAGUGCUGAAAUGGACUUAUGCUUAUGGGUAUUACCUGCCUGAGCAGGAGCAUGCAAAGAGGCAAUUUUUUGAGUACUUGCAAGGUGAGGCAGAAUCUGGUUUGGAAAGGCUUCAUCAGUGUGCAGAGAAGGAGCUACAGCAAUUCCUUAGUGCAGAUGGCCCAUCGAAAGAAUUUAUUGAUUUCCACACAAAGCUAGCUGGACUGACCGGGGUGACUAAAAAUUACUUUGAGAACCUGGUAAGUGCAUUAGAGAAUGGCCUAUCAGAUGUGGACUCUCAAGCAGCUUGCAGUGGGUCAAGCUCAAAAAAUGGAGGAAGCAGCAAAGCGAAAGGUGGAAAGGGAAAGGGUCGAGCCGGUGGCUCCAGCAAAAAUAUAGACAGCGCAGGUAUGUGGACCUGUGAGUACUGUACGUAUGCAAAUUCGAAGCAGUCUACCACAUGUCACAUGUGCCACCACCAGCGACGGUGAAUAUUCUUUGCUUCCUGAUCUCUGCCCUUGUAGUUAAAAUUAACUCCAGGCAAGUUGAGAACAAGAGUAUAAUGGAAGUGGCUCUCUUGGUAUGAAAAUGAUAAGGUGUAAAAUCAAAGGAAAAAAAAUGAAGACAGAUUUGUUAGGGGAAAAAGUAGGUUUGCCUCUUGGUAUUCUUGUGUUUUGGUGGAAACAUGUGAUUAUUAUUCACUGUAUAUAAUAUCGAUGUCCUUACGAAUUCGGGGUUCUAUGACCUGCUUUUGUUACCUAUUGUUUGAUUAUCAUAUAUUAUAGUUGUCUGUUGUGAAUGCAAAUAUGCUCGUUU
Messenger RNA from Prunus mume (Japanese apricot), 2415 nucleotides. Its product is annotated as putative E3 ubiquitin-protein ligase ARI7. The record is from RefSeq and is a predicted model, not a curated record. Gene Ontology annotation, molecular function: ubiquitin-protein transferase activity; zinc ion binding. Gene Ontology annotation, biological process: protein ubiquitination. NCBI's taxonomy places the organism in Eukaryota, Viridiplantae, Streptophyta, Magnoliopsida, Rosales, Rosaceae.